AUGACCAUCACCGUUACUGUUACCAUGACUGUCAUUGUGACCGUCUCCGUCACCGUCACCAUGACCAUGACCAUUACCGUCACUGUGACCGUCUCUGUCACUAUUACCGUCAUGGUCAUGGGCACUGUGAUCAUCACCGUGACCAUCAAUGUUACAAUCACUGCUACCGUCAUCGUUACCAUUACCGUUGCCAUAAUCGUUAUCGUUAUCAUCACCGCUACUAUCACCGUUACCGUCCUCAUUACUCUCACCGCUACCAUUAUCGUUAUCGUCACUGUUAUCGAUACUGUUACUGUCACGUUCACCGUUACUGUUAUCGUUACCUUUACCAUUAUCGUAACCGUUACUGUCAUCGUUACGUCACCAUCACCAUUACCGUUAUUGUCAACGUUAUUUGUUACCAUCACCGUCACCGUUACCGAUACUGUCAAUGUUACAAUCAAUGUCACCGUUAUUAUUACCGUCACUGUUACAGUAACUGUUACCGUUACCAUCGCCAUUAUCGUUAUCGUUACCAUUACAGUCAGCGUUAUCGUUACUGUCAUCAUUUCCGUUACCGUCACGGUCACCGUCACCAUUAUCGUCACUAUUACCGUAACUGUUACUGUUAUCGUAAUCGCUACUGUCACCGUUACUAUUACCGUUACCGUCAUCGUUAUCGAUAUUGUUACUAUCACCUUCACCGUUAUUGUUACCAUUACCGAUAUUGUUUUUAUCAAUGUCACUGUUAUCGUUUUCGAUAUCGUUACCAUUAUUAUCACCAUUAUCCUCAUAGUUACCAUCACCGUUAUUGUGACAGUCAUCGUAAUCGACACGAUCACCGUGAUCAUCAUCGUCACUGCCACCUUUACCAUCACUGUUAUCGUCACCGUUACAGUCACUGUUACCUUCACCAUUAAAGUCACCGUCACCACCGUUUUCGUUAUUGUCACCGUUAUCGAUACUUUUACGGUCACCGUUACCAUCAUUGUCACAGUUAUCGUUACCGUUACGAUAACCAUCACCGUUAUAGUUACGAUAACUGUCACCGUUAUCGUCACCGUCCCAUCACUAUCACCCAUUACCUUUAUUGUUACUGUUUGCGUUAUUGUUAUCGUCAUCGUCACUGUCACCGUUACCGUUACUGUCACCAUCAUUGUUACCAUUAUCAUGAUCAUUAUUGUCACUGCUACCGUUACCAUAAUCAUGACCAUUACCGUCACCAUCACCGUUAUCGUCAUUGUGACCAUUACUGUCACCAUUACCAUUACCAUCACCGUUACCAUUACCGUCACCGUUACCGUUACCUUUACUGUCACCGUUACCGUUACCGUCACCUUCACCGUUACCGUCAUCGUGACCCUUACCGUUACCGUUUUUCACUUCAUUUCCGUCACUGUUACCGUCACCAUUAUCUUUAACAUUACCGUUACUAUUACCAUCACCGUUAUUGUGACUGUUACUACUAUCAUCACUGUUAUCGUGAUUGUUACCGUGACCGUGACCGUUACCAUUACUGCAAUCGUAACUCUUACUAUUACCGUUAUCAUUACUGUCACCGUUACCAUCGCCGUUAUCAGAACCAUUUCUGUCACUGUUACCGUCACCGUUACCGUUACAAUUACCAUCACCGUUACUAUUAUCGUUAUCGUUAUCGUCACCGUUACCGUUAUCGUUACUAUUACCGUCACCGUUACCAUUACCGUUACUGUUACCAUCACCGUUAUUGUUACCGUCGUCGUUACCGUUAUUGCUACUGUCACCGUUACUAAUACACUCACCGUUACCGUUAUCGUCGCUAUUAUUGUUACCGUCACUUUCACCAUCACCGUCCCCAUUACCAUUACCGUUACUAUCACCGUCAUCGUUACCACUACUGUUACUGUUAUUGUCAUUGUUACUGUUACCGUCACUUUCACCAUCACCGUCCCCGUUACCAUUACCGUUACUAUCACUGUCACCAUUACCACUACCGUUACCGUUACCGUUACCGUCACUGUUACUGUUACCGUCACUUUCACCAUCACCGUCCCCAUUACUAUUACCGUUACUAUCAUUGUCACCGUUAUCACUACCGUUACCGUUAUCGUCACCAUUACAGUUAUCGUGACCGUUACCGUGACAAGUACCGUUAUUGUCAUCGUGACCAUCAUUGUUACUGUCACUGUGACAAUCUCCAUCACCGUUAUCGUAACCGUCACCAUCACGGUCACGGUCACCGUUACUAUAACAAUCAUGGCCACAAUCACCAUCAUCAUCACCGUGACCAUCAAUGUUACAGUCACCGCUACUGUCACUGUUAUCGUUACCAUUACCGUUACUGUUGUCGUAACCAUUACCGUUAUCGUCACCGCUACAUUCACCAUUACUGUCCCCGUUACUCUCACCGUUACUGUUAUCAUUACUGUCAUUGUUACCAUCACCGUUAUUGUCACUGUUACUGAUACUGUUACUGUCACCUUCACUGUUACCGUUACCAUUACCAUUACCAUUAUCGUAACCGCUAUUAUCAUUGUUACUGUCACCAUCACCGUUACCGUCACCGUCACCGUUACUAUCACUGUUACUGUUACCGUUAUCGUAACCAUUACUAUCAUCGUUAUCGUCACCGUUAUAGUUACCAUUAUUAUCACCGUUACUAUCACCAUUACCGUCACCAUUAUCCAUACCGUUACCAUUACCGUCAUCGUCACCAUUACCAUUAUCGUAACCGUUACUAUCAUCGUUAUUGUCACUAUUACCAUCACUGUUAUCACCACCAUUACCGUAAGCAUUACAGUCACCGUCAUCAUUAUCAUUACUGUUAUCGUCACCGUCACUGUUAUCGAUACUAUCAACGUUACCGUCACUGUUAUAACUAACGUCACCAUUAUCGUUACCAUACCAUCACCAUUACCGUUAAUAUUACUGUUACCGUAA
Vitis riparia (riverbank grape) is the source of this 2898-nucleotide messenger RNA. RefSeq lists its product as uncharacterized. Bases 1 to 2898 code for a protein of 965 amino acids. Gene Ontology annotation, cellular component: membrane. The transcript has 3 exons. NCBI's taxonomy places the organism in Eukaryota, Viridiplantae, Streptophyta, Magnoliopsida, Vitales, Vitaceae. The record is from RefSeq and is a predicted model, not a curated record.